Molecule: messenger RNA, 1380 nt
Organism: Klebsormidium nitens
Lineage: Eukaryota; Viridiplantae; Streptophyta; Klebsormidiophyceae; Klebsormidiales; Klebsormidiaceae
Source: the annotation of a GenBank genome assembly
CACAGCUGGAAACCACUUCGCCAGCCACGAUGCUGAUUUCAAAAGCUGAAGCGGCUCUCUUGCGCCCCCAUCUCCACCCAAUUCUCGCAAGAUCUUCUCUAUCUUGGCAGCAAGAUCUUCUCCGCUUGGGCUAAUAGUAACUCUUUCAAACUCAGCAUUGCAAUUGCGUCCCAUGGCGGAAUUAUCUGUCAAUGCAGACGCCUAUCGGGCGCUGCAUGCCGACAAGAAAGAAGACUCUUUGAAGCUGUACGGCUCGUGGUUCUGUCCCUUUGUGCAGAGAUCGUGGAUCACGCUAGAGGAGAAGAAGGUGGACUACGAGUACAUUGAGAUUGAUCCGUACGCAAAGCCUCCAGAGUUGAUGAAACUAAACCCAAGGGGGUUAGUGCCGACCCUGGACCACAACGGCCGGGCGCUCUACGAGUCGCUGAUCGUUUCUGAGUACGUGGAUGAGACGUGGCCGCACGAGCCGAAGCUUCUGCCAGACGACACGUUCAAGAAGGCCGUCGGACGCAUCUGGAUCGACCACAUCAACAAGAAGAUCGUGCCGACCUUUUAUAGGAUUCUCCAACUAAGGGACGCCGAGCAUGAGGAGGCGAAAGAGGACUACCUAACAGCGCUGCGAGAGCUGUCGCAAGCAUACGAAGCCUCGUCCCCAGAGGGCCCCUUCUUCUUUGGGCCCUGUAUAAGCCUGGUCGACAUCGCGCUCGCCCCCUGGGUGCCCCUGCGCGACUUCGUCCUCGAGCAUUACAAGACCUUCUCCAUCCCAUGGGACGAUCCCCAGCUGAAACGGCUGGCGGCGUACAAAUCGGCGGUCGACAACAGUCCGAGCGUCCGGAAAACGCUCGCGGACCCGGAAAAGCUGCUCGGGACGUACGAACGGUACGCGAAGAACACGGCGACGUCCGAGGUCGCAAAGGCGGUCAACGCGAAGAAGGGGCUGCCCUAGGCGCGGCGCAGUCGCCUCGUAUAUCUGGAGUGGCGUGUUUGAGUUUCUACACAUUAUAAUGAAGCACAGUACAUAGCUUACUAGGUGGUUCUGGUAAUGUAGCACGUAGUGUAGGCUACAAGGCUAGGAUCAGGAGCGACUGACCAUGUCGCUUGUACAUUGCACGUGAAGGUGAAGAUUGGGCACGGGUACGCGUGCCACGACGAGAAUCAAAUCAGCGUUUUGAGGAUUUUGGCUUUGCAGUAACGAACUGUACAUAGGCGCUUGUUUGCUGCAGGGCAUACACUGAACUGUAGGAUUCGAUUAGAGAACGGUUCAAGCUCGCGGUCUCGACAAUCAUAGUCGUGAUCUUCUGAUAGUAACCUUGGGAAAGCGCAAAGGGUCUACGGUGCGUAUCUUACAGAGUGUUCGUCUGCAUGUCCUGUGAUCUGCGC